AUGGCGACGAACUCCUCCAAUACCACUGCCACGGGAGAGGUCGGAUGGCAAGCCGCGCCACUUACCCGCGGGACCGCGAGCAUCCUGUGGAACUGCGCAUCUGUUGUCCUUCUCGUUACCUGGACUAACUUCCACCCCCCGGUUGGUACUACUCAGAGACACCGAGUUUUUAACACGAUCACGGCGAUACUCGUCCCAGAGUUGUCGGCACUGGUGGCAUUCAGGGAUUUCAUCUUUGCUUUCCGACUACGGAAGGCAUUGAGAUCAGAGAUGGAGUCGGAGAGCUGGGGAACCGAAUGGACCUUGACCAAAUCUUUUCUGGUUUUUAAAAGAGGCAUCCGUCUUCGGCCACACACUCAUCGUGCUGCCAGUGACUUGAGUUCUAGUCAAUGCAGCAAUACGACAGCGGACGAUAUCGUCGAUCCGCAAACCUUUUUACGGCUCGCACUCGUGGGCAGCAUCCGAUAUGAGGACUUCCCCAUUUCAGAAGAGAUCGAUGACAAGUCUAAAGCAGACUGGUUCGCCAAGAGCAUCACCCUGUUACAGCUCCUUUGGGCCAUCGUGAACAUCGGGUGCAGAAGGAGCUACAACUACCCCGCUUCUGUGUUGGAGAGAUUGAUGUUUGAAUGGAUCAUAUUUGGACUCCUUGCUUUCAUUCCAUGGUGGAGAUGUCCACAAAACAUCAAGAAACCGUACGAUGUUCCUUUCCGUGAUUACGCCGAGCUAAUGGCAAUGUCACAUGCACACCAGAACCCGCCACUCUCUCCGGUCGCAUUGCAUAACAAGCUCAUGGAGACCCCAGAAGAUAAGGAUGAUGAAGGCCGGGCAUUUUGGAUUUCGCCGUUCAUUUUGGCAAUGGCAUCAUUAUGUCUCGCUAUGCUUCAUGCGCUGUACUUCCCUAAGCCUGACUACCAGUGGCAUUCAAUACCCGCUUAUAAGGCGUGGGUGUUCUUCACAACAUCUUACUACAUAGCGGCAUUGGCACUGAUUUACCUGGAUCUUCUUUUCUGGAAUUUCAAGUCAUUGGAAUACCUCCAAGGAAGAUAUGAAAAACUGCUGAAGCUUGAAGCCCCCGGGGCUUAUGAACAGACCACUGAGCCUUACAGCAAAUGGGCUGAUGUAGCCUUGGGGAUGGGCAUUUAUAACGUGGGUGAAUUGGACUCAGCGGAGACGACCGUGAAUAUGGAAUGGGGGGAGUUCAAUUUGUUGAAGGUGGUGGUGGUGACUGCUUGUGUCGCUCUGUUCUCUCAAUUUGCAAGGCUAGUCAUCGCCCUCACAGCCUUCUCCUGUGCCCCUCGCAGCAUAUAUGAUGUUUUUCAGACAUGGAUAUUGGAGGCUCUGGCACAUGUGGGUGGGUAG
This is a messenger RNA of Diaporthe citri, 1359 nucleotides long. RefSeq lists its product as uncharacterized. Bases 1 to 1359 code for a protein of 452 amino acids. NCBI's taxonomy places the organism in Eukaryota, Fungi, Ascomycota, Sordariomycetes, Diaporthales, Diaporthaceae. The transcript has a single exon. The record is from RefSeq and is a predicted model, not a curated record.